UACAGAUCACGUGAACGCGCCAGGCAGGAAGUAUCUCGUGCGCGCACUCCCUUCGGCGGUGUGUUUUUUAUUUUUGUUCCAAACAAAGUGAGACUCACGCCGCAGAGGCCGAGUGACACCGGCCCGGACCGUUUUCUUUUUCCCCCCUAACCCUUGUCUCGUGUUCGGAUUUAUCAGAUAACGAGUUUAAAGUGAACAGAAAUGGGUCCCGGAUAAAUGACAGAAUCUUCCAGAAACACCGUGGACUACGGCGUUUCGGCCCCGCGGACGUGAAGGAGCUUAGCAGCCGGGAGAGACUGAAAGAGACGCCGGCCAUUGUGCGUGAGGAGCGGACAUUCAGCUCUCGCCCAGAUUUAAAGCCCCGUCCCCAUCCCUUAUCAGCCUUCCUGAUUCUGUUCUGGGAGAGUUCAGACCAGUAUCAUCGCCAAGAUAGCCGGGCCAGGCAGAAAGAGACACACCUCAGAUCCAGACCCCAGCAGCGGUAGUGAUUCCGGCGACGGACGGCCCGUUAGUGCCAAGUGCCUGAAGAUGGCCAGCAGCGGCGGCGGAGGAGGUGGUGAGACGGUGGGCCGUCGUGGCGGGGCUCAGCAGAGAGGAGGAGGUGGUGGUGGAGGCGGCGGUGGCGGUGACGGACGGGACAACAGCUCAGAGCUGUCGUCCAGUACCAGCAAGAAGAAGCAGAAGGACAGGGCCAACCAGGAGAGCAGAGAGGCCAAGAGGGCAGCUGCAGCAGUAGAUGGGGUUAUAGCAGAGGUCAAGAAAGAUGUGUUUGUGGACUGGAAGCAGAAUGUCAAUGAAGUGACUGUCAGGCUGCGCUGUGGGGAGGGCGUGCAGAGGAUAGAGGAUAUCAACACAACCUUCACUGACACACACUGCCACGUGUGCUUCCCCGAUGGACGGCAGUGGAGCUGCCAACUGCAGGAGGAAAUUGAGGCCUCAUGUAGCAGAGUUCAGUACAAGGAGAAGGGAGGAUUCCUGCACGUCAUCAUGCAGAAGAAGAUUCCCUUUCACAUCUGGCCUUCGCUUAAGUCAAACAAGAAGGAGAAGGAGGCAGCACCCCCAGAGACCAAAUAUGUCAAGGAGCUGGCCUUGGAUUCUUCGGAGAAAUCCAAACCGUCCUCCUCGCAGCCACACCUGCAACCCCAGCCUCCCUCCUCACCUGCGCCCGGCGAGUCAAAGCGCAGCGGGGGCAAAGGCGAGCGUGGCGCCAAGCGCUGCCUGAAAAACAAAGCGGCAUGCGACAAGGCCGCAACAGACUCUGUAGGGGGGAAAGGUGGAGCUGGAGACGGCUCAGCCACCACAGGCAAGCCCGCUACCGUCACGACAGGCGAACAGCAGCCUCAGGAACCCAGUGCCAAGCGCACCAUCGUACGGCCGCCCAAGACCACCAAGGAGGCCGCCUCACCAGCCGACAGGGGCGCGCACACUGUCAAGUCCACAGUAGCCAAUGGUAAAGCUCAACACACACAUGAGCCCGCUGGUCGGAGCCCACAGACACAACGCAGAGAUGGAGACAACCGAGCAGAGAGACUCAGCAGUGACCAGGAACAUAAAACUGCUGCCAGCCAUACCAACAAAACUCAGGUGGCAGAGAAGCGAAGCCAGUCGUCAGACGGAUCCGGAGCAACAGCACAUGGCAGCGACAGCCAACCAGCAGCUCCCGUCGGCACCAGUGACUGCUUCGACAAUGAGGCGCACUCCGCUUCACUGGAAACUGUGGGAGACAGAACUGACUCUGAGCCAGAGAAAAAGCCUGUUGAGCAGGAAUCAGAGCAGGAUACUCUGACCCGCCAGCAGCUUGAAUCAAGAGAGACAGGUCCAAUACCAGCUGCUGGAGUGCCUGCCAAACGAGGCGAGUCACCUGGACUAUCGCCGAGGCGGGGCAGCUGUGACGGAGAGGAGAAGCGGGACCAGUCGAAGGAGGAGCCUCCUCUGGAGUUAAAGCAACAGGAAGCCCCGGAGCCGAUGGUUAACCUGCAGUUUGUGAAGAACGAUUCAUACGAGAAGGGCACGGACCUGAUGGUGGUUAAUGUUUACAUGAAGGGGAUCUGCAGGGACACGGCCAGGGUCAUCUUCAGGGAACAGGACUUCACCCUCAUCUUCCAGACAAGCGAUACCAACUUUCUGCGGCUUCAUUCAGACUGCGGGCCGAACACGGUCUUCAAGUGGCAAGUCAAACUCAGGAACCUGAUCCAGCCUGAGCAGUGCAGCUACUCCUUCACCCCGUCCCGGCUGGACAUCACCCUGAAGAAGAGGCACAGCCAGCGCUGGGGGGGUCUGGAGGCCCCUGCCACACAAGGUGCAGUGGGUGGCGCCAAAGUUGCUGUGCCCUCCAGCCCUGGUUGCAUGGAGAAGAGCCAGCCAGGAAGCAGCCAGCACAGCCUGCCAGCCAAGGAGGAGCCUCCGAGGGUCGGGGAGGAGAAACCCAAGGCCCCUAAGGCUUCAUCCAGGGUGGAGGAUGGCGGUCUGGAUACUGUGGCUCCUCGCACCGUCUCUGAGCAUGUCACCAUCACCAAGACGGAGCCCGCUGUCACCACGCCUAAACCGACCUGCAUGGUGCAGCCCAUGACCCACGCACCUCCUGCCAGCAAUGAGCGGCACGAAGAAGAGGAGGAGAAGAAGGUGUGCCUGCCUGGUUUUACAGGAUUGGUCAACCUCGGCAACACCUGCUUUAUGAACAGUGUCAUCCAAUCCCUGUCCAACACCAGAGAACUCAGGGAUUACUUCCACGAUCGAGCAUUUGAGGCAGAAAUCAACUGCAAUAAUCCGCUGGGAACAGGAGGCAGGCUGGCCAUUGGCUUUGCCGUGCUGCUCAGGGCCCUUUGGAAAGGAACACACCACGCCUUCCAACCCUCGAAACUCAAGGCGAUUGUGGCCAGUAAAGCCAGUCAGUUUACAGGUUACGCCCAGCACGAUGCCCAGGAGUUCAUGGCUUUCUUGCUGGAUGGGCUCCACGAGGACUUGAACCGCAUCCAGAAUAAACCGUACACAGAGACGGUCGACUCUGACGGACGGCUGGAUGAGGUGGUGGCGGAGGAGGCGUGGCAGAGGCACAAGAUGAGAAAUGACUCCUUCAUAGUGGACCUCUUCCAAGGCCAGUUCAAAUCCAAGCUUGUCUGUCCCACAUGCUCCAAGGUGUCCAUCACCUUUGACCCAUUCCUCUACCUGCCUGUGCCCCUGCCCCAGAAACAAAAGGUGCUCUCAGUUUUCUACUUUGCGAAGGAACCUCAUAAAAAACCCAUCAAGUUUUUGGUGAGCGUGAGCAAGGAGAACUCCAGCACUGCUGAAGUCCUCGAAUCCAUCUCCAGGAGUGUCAGGAUCAAAGCAGAGAACCUCAGACUGGCAGAGGUGGGGAAGAACCGCUUCCAGCGCAUGUUCCUUCCGUCUCAUUCCCUGGACACAGUGUCCUCCUCAGACAUGCUGUUCUGCUUUGAGGUGCUUUCCAAAGACAUGGCCAAAGAGAGAGUGGUACUGCUCAGAGUGCAGCAGAGACUGCAGGUCCCUAACAUCCCCAUCUCAAAGUGUGCUGCCUGCAUGAAGCCUCCCGGGUCCGAGGAAGACAAGUUGAAGCGGUGCACUCGCUGCUAUCGCGUCGGCUACUGCAAUCAAGCGUGUCAGAGGACCCACUGGCCCAAUCACAAAGGUCUGUGUCGACCCAACACAGAGAGUGUGGGCCUCCCUUUCUUGGUCAGCGUGCCGGAGUCUCGACUCUCAUAUUCCCGCCUCACCCAGCUACUAGAGGGUUACUCCAGGUUUUCCGUCAACGUGUUCCAGCCUCCUUUCCAGUCAGGCAGGACGUCCCCCGAAACAUCCCAGUGCCGGGCUGACCUCCCCCCAGUGCCGGCAGGCUCACCUGAUGUGCCCAAGGAUGAGGCCAUGGGUGGUAGUGGUACUGUAGGAGCAGCUGAUGUGGAGCCAGAGAGCCCCUCUCUGCUGCCUGAAUCCCAGGCAGACUGCGCUCAGGCCUCAGCCCCCCACUCUGGAGAGUCCGAUUCCCUCUCCUCCUCCCAGACCUCACUCUCCACCACACGGACUACAGAUUCAGGAUUCUCUGAGCCAGUCUCCUCCAUGUCCUGCUCUCUGGAUCCUCAUGCUGAAAAAGAGACAUCGUGUGAGAAGGCAGUGCGGCCAGAGGCUGCAGUAACAGGCUAUCAGCAUCCAAGUGAGUCAGCAUCAGGUCAUGGCAGUCAGUUCUAUAUAGCUCUGCUGGACUCUGACAACAAGGAGCAGAGGCUGGACGAGAGAGAGGACCUGCUCGCCGACCUCCCUGAGGAUGCGACCCUGGAGCUGGUGUGGAAAAACAAAGAGCGUCUGAAGGAGUACGUGCUGGUGAGCUCCAAGGAGCUGGAGUAUGAGGAGGACCCCGGCUCCCUGAGCGAGACGGCCAGAGCGGGACACUUCACCCUGGAGCAGUGCCUCAACCUCUUCACAAAGCCAGAGGUGCUGGCACCAGAAGAGGCAUGGUACUGUCCAAAGUGCCAGCAACACCGAGAGGCCUCAAAACAACUGCUGCUGUGGCGGCUGCCCAACGUUUUGAUCAUCCAGCUCAAACGCUUCUCCUUCAGGAGUUUCAUCUGGAGGGAUAAGAUCAACGACAUGGUUGAUUUCCCCGUCAGGAAUCUGGAUCUGAGUAAUUUCUGUAUCGGCCAGAAGGACGAGAUGCAACAACCCCCCAUCUAUGACUUGUAUGCAGUCAUCAACCACUAUGGAGGAAUGAUAGGAGGCCACUACACGGCCUACGCUCGCCUGCCGAGUGACAAGAACAGCCAGCGCAGCGAUGUUGGCUGGCGUCUGUUUGAUGACAGCACCGUGACAAUGGUGGAGGAGAGUCAGGUGGUGACGCGCUACGCCUACGUCCUGUUCUACCGACGACGAAACUCCCCCGUGGAGAGGCCACCGCGCUUCCUCAGGCCCGUAGGAGCAGAGUCGCCCACCGCUGCAGGAGCUACUGCCAGCCAGGCCUCUAGCCAGUCACUAUUCGGGACAGACCUGGAUCCUGAAGGACCACCCACACUGACCCCAGAGGUUCCCUCUGACCUCUUCGCCCACUCUGGGGAGUGCACAGAGCCAUCCUACAGCAACAUGGAGGAGGUGGACUAGUCACCGUGAGGACUGAAGGAAAUCCAGAUCAGAGCUGGUGCCCGGUCCUGGGGAGCCGCUCCUCUCCUAAUGACUCAUCAUAAAUUACUCAGGCAUCUGAAUCCUGGUGUCAAACUAACGCCGCGGAGCUCGAAGAUCUGGAGGUGGUCCCUGAAGACUCCACUGCACUCACUUGUGAAAGACCUUCAGACGCACAUGUAGAUGUCUACUCAGUACUAACUACAUGCACACCAUUGAUAUACUCACAUUAAUAUACUCAUUCAUUGAUAACCCCUUAAACUGUUUAUGUAGAUAUAAUCAUGCAGUGCAUAUAGUCUCCCCCACACACACACAGAGGUAAUGCGGGAGCUCCUGUUAGCGGCUCAUUAUACGCUGCUGCUGCUGCAGGAGUUCAUCCUCAGCCACCUCACAGAGUUCAGCAGAGUGCCUGCCAGCCCCCAGCCCCCCUCCACGCACCAUGCACCUUCUGGUCUGGUUUCAAACUACAAACCUCACCUGCUGACCUUGACAUGUUAAUCUCCAGCUAACGCUUGGGCCCAUUAUUGAGGUUUGAGUGCAGAUUGUUGUAAUGUGCGUUAAAAUCCUUAUCUUUGUUGUUUUUGAGGUAUUGCCUGGUUUGAUUGGUUUGUGACAGGCUGUUGUGUAACUCGGAUUGGAAUUGUAGCAGCUAGCGGCUGAUGUAAAGAGAGAAAAGUGAGACGGGUGCUGACCUGCUGCUUUUUUUUUCUUUUCUUUAUUUUUUAAAUAAAUACAGAGGGCACACGCUUUUUCUGUCUUUUGUCGCUUUAUAAACUUCAUUUGGCUUCUGUUGCUGUAGCGUAUUCUUAUUUUUGUCAUUCUUUGUUUUUUUUGUACUCGUUUAGAUAUUCGAUCCUGUGGAUGCAAUCGUCAAAGGCUUCAGUACAAACUGAAAUGUGCAUGACUGCAUGUUCAUACAGGCUGUAACCCCCCAGCCCCUGUUAAAUACACCCCUCCUCCUCCAGCCCCUGAAACUUUGCUACAUUUCAUCAUUUCAGUUUUUGUGUGAGUUGUCCAGUCUUGCCCUGCCCCUCCUUUGUUAUGGACCGUAUAUAAAGAGGGGAUCAUUAAGAAUACUGCUGUGGAUACAUAUAAAUGGUUAAUAUAAAUAAAAACAAUUUUGGGAACUGCU
Larimichthys crocea (large yellow croaker) is the source of this 6250-nucleotide messenger RNA. RefSeq names its product ubiquitin specific peptidase 19 (gene usp19). Lineage: Eukaryota; Metazoa; Chordata; Actinopteri; Sciaenidae. Gene Ontology annotation, molecular function: cysteine-type deubiquitinase activity. Gene Ontology annotation, biological process: protein deubiquitination. The record is from RefSeq and is a predicted model, not a curated record. The transcript has 26 exons. Bases 529 to 5100 code for a protein of 1523 amino acids.